This is a messenger RNA of Aedes albopictus (Asian tiger mosquito), 1337 nucleotides long. RefSeq names its product lipase 3-like. The record is from RefSeq and is a predicted model, not a curated record. Gene Ontology annotation, molecular function: hydrolase activity, acting on ester bonds. NCBI's taxonomy places the organism in Eukaryota, Metazoa, Arthropoda, Insecta, Diptera, Culicidae. The transcript has 3 exons. Bases 84 to 1283 code for a protein of 399 amino acids.
CUCUUGGAUUUUGCUGUUGAUAUUCGGCUGCAGGUCAAACUCAGUUCACGGUUUGAAUCAUACAGGUUAGAGCCUUGAAGACGAUGAGAGAGUUUGUAACAGUAGCUCUAUUGCUGGUUACCGUUGGACUUGGUUACGCCCAGGUCCAUCCGGAUAUCGCUGAGGACGCCUACUUGGAUUCCUUGGGACUGCUCCGCAAAUAUGGUUAUCCCGCCGAGGAGCACAUCAUCGAAACGGACGACGGCUACCUGCUGGGAGUUCACCGCUGUCCAGGCAGUCCGGUGUCUCCUCCGGCAACCGGAAAACCUGUGGUGUUGCUACAGCACGGAAUGCUGAGUUCUUCGGCUGACUACAUCCUGAUGGGACCGCAAACCAGUCUGGUGUACAUGUUGGCCGACGCCGGGUUCGACGUCUGGAUGGGUAACUCCCGGGGAAAUCGUUACUCCAACCGCCACCGUUCGAGGAACAAUCAGACGCAGGUAUUCUGGGACUUUUCCUGGCACGAGGUUGGCAGCAUUGACGUUCCGAAUGUGAUCGACUACAUCUUGGCUCGGACGGGACAGCAACGGCUGCAGUACGUGGGACAUUCGCAAGGAACAACGGUGUUCUGGGUCAUGAUGUCCCAGCAUCCGUACUAUAACCAACGGGUUAAGAGUGCCCAUUUGUUGGCUCCUGCCGCUUACAUGCACCGUACUCGCAGUCCUUACGUUAUAUUCUUGGCUGCGUAUCUGCACACUACGGAGUUGAUGCUGCAGAUGAUGGGUACGUACUACUUUGCUCCGACGGACGAGAUGGACAUUCAAGGUGGCAUCAAUAAUUGUCGAGAUGGGGCUCCGUUCCAACAGAUGUGUACGAUCACCACUUUCCUGAUGGCUGGAUUCAACUCUCAGGAAGUCAACUACACAAUGCUCCCGGUGAUGCACGGUCACUCGCCUGCGGGAGCAUCGUCCAUGCAGAUGAUCCACCACGCCCAAACGGUCCGAUCGCACAUCUUCCGGCAGUACGAUCACGGACCGACGCAGAACAUGAUCCGAUACGGAUCGUUGACCCCGCCCAACUAUAAUCUGAACAACGUCCAGGCACCGACCCUGCUGUACCACAGCACCAACGAUUGGCUGGCUACGCCGGAAGACGUCCUGCUCUUGGCCAGUCAGCUUCCGAACGUCCACAAGCGCUACCUGGUUCCGAUGCACGAGUUCAACCACAUGGACUUUGUCUGGGCCAUCAACGUACGCUCGCUGCUGUACAACGAGCUGUUGGCCGAUUUGCGAGCGUACGCUUGAUACGGUUUAUGGAUACUUGACGGAAGGAUACACGCUUGCUAACAAUGGUUUGAA